Lethenteron reissneri (Far Eastern brook lamprey) is the source of this 539-nucleotide messenger RNA. RefSeq names its product fatty acid-binding protein, heart-like. The record is from RefSeq and is a predicted model, not a curated record. Lineage: Eukaryota; Metazoa; Chordata; Hyperoartia; Petromyzontiformes; Petromyzontidae. Gene Ontology annotation, molecular function: lipid binding.
UCACGGCGUUGUGAAGAUGGUGGAGGCGUUGUGCGGCACGUGGAAGCUGGUGGACAGCAAAAACUUCGACGAGUACCUGAAGGAGCUGGGCGUGGGUAUGGCCACACGCAAGGCGGGCAGCUUGACCAAGCCCACGGUGACCAUCGCCACGUGCGGGGACGGCACCGUCACCGUGAAGACGGCCAGCACCUUCAAGAACACCGAGCUCACCUUCAGGCUGGGCGAGGAGUUCGAGGAGACGACGGCGGAUGACAGGAAAGUGAAGAGCACAGUGACGCAGGAAGGAGGGCGGUUUGUCCACGUGCAGCGCUGGGACGGCCGGGAGACACAACUCAUCCGGGAGCUGCAGGGCGAUCAGAUGAUCAUGACGUGCCGGGCAGGAGACGUCGUGAGCACGCGGACGUACCAGAGGGCGUGACGGCCCUCCCCCGGUACCAGGGCCACUACCAUCCUCACGGCCACGUCCCCGUCAAGACCACCGUCACUGGGCCACAUGCACUACAUUCCUCUCGACCUCUCGACCUCUCGACACCCUAACC